This is a messenger RNA of Hipposideros armiger (great roundleaf bat), 453 nucleotides long. RefSeq names its product CD226 molecule (gene CD226). Gene Ontology annotation, molecular function: cell adhesion molecule binding. The coding region runs from base 82 to 453 and encodes 123 amino acids. NCBI's taxonomy places the organism in Eukaryota, Metazoa, Chordata, Mammalia, Chiroptera, Hipposideridae. The transcript has 2 exons. The record is from RefSeq and is a predicted model, not a curated record. Gene Ontology annotation, biological process: positive regulation of immunoglobulin mediated immune response; positive regulation of natural killer cell cytokine production; cytokine production. Gene Ontology annotation, cellular component: external side of plasma membrane.
AAUUUCGAGGUGAAUGUUUCAUCAAAUAGAUACGUGGUCUCAGCACCUGGAGAAGAUAUCACUCUUACAUGUGAGCUUCAGAUGAAGUGGCCGGUGCAGCAAGUUAUGUGGGAAAAGCUCCGGUCCCAUCAGAUCGACCGCUUGAGUACCUGCAACUUGUCCCAAGGAAGGAGUUACACCUCACGGUACCCGAGACAAAUGCUGAGCAACUGCAGCCAGGGGCUGAACAGGACCGUCCUCACGAUGCCUCACGUCACGGCCUCUGACUCAGGGCUGUAUCGCUGCAGCUUCGAGGGCAGCCCAGGAGAAAACGAAACCGUCGUGACAAGACUGACCGUAACUGAUGGUGAAACCGAUAACCAAUAUAUCCACUCCAUUGCCGGAGGGGCAGCUUUAUUGUUGCUGUUUGUUAUUCUAAUUGCCACUCUCAGUGUCAUUCUUUAUCACAGGUGA